Molecule: messenger RNA, 795 nt
Organism: Suillus subaureus
Lineage: Eukaryota; Fungi; Basidiomycota; Agaricomycetes; Boletales; Suillaceae
Exons: 8
Coding region: 106-795 (229 amino acids)
Source: RefSeq, a predicted model, not a curated record
CGUACCCUGAGGAAUGAGCAUAUAAAUGAUGACACGAUCGCAAGUUCGAAGACCAACUCACUUCUCGUAUUAUCCUUCUCUCCCCAACAACAAAUCUCAAUCGUCAUGUCUGUCCACGGCAUCAUUCGAAACGUGAAGUGGCCUGAGCUCGUGUUGACGCCGAAGGAUGGCGGGCUCAUUGGCGAGAAAUAUGGUGGUACCGCGACUCAGAGGUGGGGCGGGAAGUAUAAAUGGGACCAAAAGACGCAAGGGUAUCUGUGGACGGUCAAGAACGAUGGCAGUGGCGAUUACUUGGCAUGGAACGCAAGUUCGGACACGAAGGCCGUCAUGAGCCCCAAUGAGCACUGGUGGAAAAUUGUCUUCCAAGGUGGUCACGUCGGAUUCCAAGUCCCCCAUACUGCACAGAGCCCUACAGCCUUCCGUACUUUGCAACUCGAAGCUGAUAAAUCGGUCAUCCUCAAGAACCAGGAAGGGGAUCUCAUCGAUGCGCAGCUGUGGGAGUCCGUCUCGGCGGCGAGCAGGAAUCAUCGAGAGUACGGGCCAUAUGCAGCUUCGUGUCCAAGUUUGAACAGGUGGACAAUGGCAGUUCCAUGGGCUGCAGGAACUCAUCCAUACUCGAACAUCGAGCCUCAAGUGACAGUUGAUGAUGCAUGCUUGAUAUCUAUCAGAGAGAAGAGCCGAGGCGAGACGACAACCACAACGACUAUCAAAACAGACGACGUUAGCGAGAAUGUAGAGGGCCGCCCUGUGCUACCUUGGGACAUCAUUCAAAAACCCUCCAGCUAUGCCAGAUAA